This is a messenger RNA of Hyaloscypha bicolor E, 1380 nucleotides long. RefSeq lists its product as uncharacterized. Bases 1 to 1380 code for a protein of 459 amino acids. The transcript has 3 exons. Gene Ontology annotation, biological process: poly(A)+ mRNA export from nucleus. The record is from RefSeq and is a predicted model, not a curated record. Lineage: Eukaryota; Fungi; Ascomycota; Leotiomycetes; Helotiales; Hyaloscyphaceae. Gene Ontology annotation, cellular component: nucleus.
AUGUCGGACUCCGACGCAGACUCACAGCCUACCACGCCUCUUCCAGAAGCUGGCGACGAUUUGGGAGACCCAAACAGACCAAUGUCCGAAGAUCGAGAUACCCCUCCUCCACCCGCAGUUAAUCCUGAUCUUGAUAUGGACAACGCUGAGAACGACAACGAUGAUGACCUCUCUGACAACGAAUCCGAACUGUCUGAAGUCGACGAAGCUGAGUUCGCUGAAUUCGAUCCUACAACGGUUGCCUUGGAGGAUAGGCCCUUGGUCGGAAUCGAUGAGGAUAUUGCUCGGACCUUGAAGGCAGGAAAGCGGAAGCGCGCAGACAAAGAUGGCGAUGGCAGGAAGCCAAAGGAGGCCAAGCGUGACAAGAAGAAGAAAUCCCGCCGUGAUGACGACGAGGAUCCUGAUGGAGAGUUGGUGGAUGGGAAGAGAGUGAAGAAACCAAAACGAAUUGAUGGGGAGAGGAAGGAUAGGGAUAAGGCCAAGGAGCGGAGACCUGCUACACCCGAGAAUGAGGAGAAUUUGACACCGGAAGAGAGGAGACGUCGGGCGUUGGAUAAGGCGAUGGAUGCUGCGUUGAAGAAUCCCAACAAGAGGAGACGCAAGAAGGAUGAAGUGGAUCUAGAAGAAGCUUUCGAUGAUGAAAUCGCAGCCCUGAAGAUUCGGAUGGAGCAAGCUUGCGAAGCAGACAACUCAGCCCGUGAGAAGGGUCAGCCCGCCAUUCAUAAGCUCAAGAUGCUUCCCGAAGUCGUUGCCCUCCUUAAUCGAAACACCGUGCAACAUUCCAUCGUCGAUCCCGACACGAACUUCCUCCAAUCAGUCAAGUUCUUCCUGGAGCCGCUGAAUGAUGGCAGUUUGCCAGCAUACAAUAUUCAACGAGACCUAUUCUCUGCCCUGACAAGAUUACCCAUCGAAAAAGAAGCCUUGUUGAGUAGCGGAAUCGGCAAGGUUGUCCUGUACUACACGAAAAGCAAGAAGCCCGAAAUUGGCAUCAAGAGAACCGCUGAGCGGUUGUUGGGCGAAUGGUCACGACCAAUCUUGAAGCGAAGCGAUGAUUACAAGAAGCGGAAGGUCAUUACGAAAGAGUUUGAUCACCAGGCCGCUCAACUUGCACUUCGUCCUUCCGGAAUCUCAUCAUCCCAGAUGCCGUCAUCACAACGAGCAGGCCUCUCCCAGCGUGACAUCGAACGAGAACGUAUUCUUGCCCAACCCAUCAGAAGCAAUAGAGCUCGGAUGGAAACUGCCAACACCAGUUACACCAUUGCACCACGAAGCAAUUUCGAUGCUAGCAAAGGCUUGGACCCUGCUUCGAGACCGAUCGGCGCCGGUGGUAUGGAAGCAUUCAGGAAGAUGACCGCGAAGCAGGGAAAGAAGAGAUCCUGA